AUGGUUGGCUGGGAUUACUAUAAUAGUCCGGCUACUGAAGGUAGGAUUCUGGUUCUAUGGAGGAGAUCCUUUGUCAAUGUUCAGGUGUUACUGGUUCACCAACAAUUCGUACAUUGUCUGGUGAAGUUCUCUGGUUUACAGCAGGAUUUGGUGAUUACAUUUGUUUAUGGAUUCAGCUUGUUGGCUGAGAGGUUAGAUAUGUGGAGGGGUUUAUCUUCUUUGUCAAUUCUGAACUUGCCAUGGCUGGUUGUGGGAGAUUUUAACUCAGUGUUUGAUUUUGAUGAUAGAGUGGGAGGAAGGGAGAUUGGUGCUAAUGAGUUAGUUGAUUCUACUGCAUGGCUAGCUCAUUCUCAUCUUGCUAAACUUAAAUGUGUAGGUUCUAACUUUACUUGGUCCAAUAAACAGGAGGGGGGAGAUCGAGUCUAUUCAAAAAUAGAUCAUGCAUUUAUUAAUGAAGGGUGGAUAGACUUUCUGCUGAACUCCAUUGUUGAGCUACAUUGGGAGGUAUAUUCAGAUCAUUGUUUCUUCCUCAUUAAGACUCAUUCGGCUGGGAAUUUAGGAGUACAACCAUUCAGGUUCUUUAAUUGCUGGAUCACUCACAACAAAUUUAAAGAAACUGUUAUGGAAAAUUGGCUUAAGCCUAUGACAGCUAGAGGCUUAUGGGGAGUGACUAAGAAGCUGUUACGCCUGAAACAUGUUCUGAGGAAGUUUAAUAGGAUGGAGAUUGGGGAUAUUGAGCAAAGGUUUCAUCAAGCUAAAGGUGAUUAUCAGGAAGCUUUAACUAAAGUUCAAGAGUUUCCCUUUGAUGUCUCUGCUCAGGAGGCAGAAAAGAAAGCAGCAAUCAGUUAUAAAAUUCACUAUGCAAGAUAUAGGAGCUUCUUGAUUCAGCGAAGUAAGGUGACUUGGCUGCAAAAAGGAGAUGAGAAUAAUGCUUAUUUUCAUGCUUGCAUCAAAAAAAGGAGAGAGGAGAAUCUGAUAGUUUCUUUUUUAAAUGAUCAUGGGACAUCAUUGAUGACUAUAGUUCAGUAG
Molecule: messenger RNA, 1029 nt
Organism: Humulus lupulus (European hop)
Lineage: Eukaryota; Viridiplantae; Streptophyta; Magnoliopsida; Rosales; Cannabaceae
Exons: 1
Coding region: 1-1029 (342 amino acids)
Source: RefSeq, a predicted model, not a curated record